GCGAUGAGUUGCAAUUGCUCGUGUCCAGUGUGAUUAAACAAAGCGAACGUUACAACGGAUUAUUCAACAUCUGUUUAUCAAACACAGCCUGUUUCCUCUAACUCAAGAGUUUGUUCAGUGAUAUGUCAGAAAUGAUGGGCAGGUCCAAGGACGACACUGGCAAGGACAAAGUGUCCGUCCAGAACAGAAAUGGGUUAAAAAAACCUUGGAAAUUUUGGAAGAAGGCCCCCCACGGUAAAGGGUUGAAGCCCAAUAAUUUAGAGGCUUCACAUCCAUCGCUGGAAGAAGAAGAAGAGCAGACUGGAAGAAAAGCAGACUCAGAUGAGACGUUGUCAUCCAGGGUAAAAAGAUCAGUGAGUGUGGUCCAGAAUAAUUUGAGAAGUCCCACGAGUUUUUUCAGUGGAAAACGACCUUCUUUGGCAGAUGGCAAGCAGCCUCCAGUCGUGAUCUCCACAUUUAAACAGCACGUUGACAAAAAUCAGUGGUGUGAGGCCAGCCAGCUGUUAAUAAACAAGGAGAAAAAUCUGUUUGGGAAUAUAACAGAGGAAGAGGAUCUUAGUUACGACAAAGAAGAAGAACGAAAGCUCGCUGCAGACUACGAGGCCCUUGAAAAGCUCGUAAUGGAGACCGUGGUGGAGACUCUGUCUCUCAGUCUUCAGGAGGUCGACGACAACAACAAGUCGGUGUCUGCUCAUGCCUCAGCGCUGACGUCCGCCGUGAAGGCCAUCAACCAGGAGGAGGAGCAGGACCAGAUGUGGAAAACCAGUUGUCCGAGGGUGCCUUCGUGGAGGCCCUGCAACUGGAGGAAGAUCCACGACACGACGCUUCACGUCCUGGUCGGGGGGCGUAUGGAUAGGCCCCAGACACCCACUAAUAACCAAGCGGAGCAGUCGUCCAUCCAGACCGACGUCCAGAACAUGGGCAGGCAGCUGAAUGACGACCUGCUGCUGGUGGUGAAGGUGGUGAAGAGCUGCUACCCCCCUGAGAUGGACAUCUGUAACUUUUAUGCUAAACUUUACCACCAAGUCUUCAGCACCAGACUCAGAAAGAUUGCAGACCUUGAACUGGAUGACAAGGACUGCGCCUUCCUCCUGCGCUAUGUGAAUGAAUGUUAUCCAAGCAUCUUUCAAGACCCAGAGCUGGCCUCAGAGAUCAAUGUGGAAUCGCUGGGAAAGCUGCUGCCUCAAGAGUUACUGGUACCUCUGGAGAAACAAUAUCUGGACAAUCAAGAGGCUCAUCUGAAGACUGUUAUGGAACGAAUUGUGGACGAUGCAGUGGAAAAGUGGAAAAAAGGAGAGGAGCCAAAAACAGAAGACGACUGCUACGUCAGUCCUGUGGCCUAUGACAUCAUCCAGUUGAUCAAUGGUAUGGUGAAAGCAGCAGAGGUAAUUGUAGGAGACCUGCACAAGGCCCAGGAAAUAACACGUCCCAUAUCAGACUCCAUGCAGAGGUACAAAGACUUUCAGGAAGACAUCAUCAAGCAGAACAAGCCCAACAGCACGGCGUUCAUUAAAGCAAACCUCGGCUGCAUUAAAGACUUCAGGGACGUCCUGGUCAAUAAGAGUCAUCUGUUCCAAGAAGAAGUACAGAGGAGCUGUUUGGAUGUGGUGACCGACAUGAAACAAUCUGCACACACGUAUUUACUGAGCCCUGUGCACAAAAACCUCAAGACACAGUACCAGAAGCUGGGAACGAAGGACUGGCUGAACAAGAACUCGUCUGAGAAGCUGCUGCUCAGCAUCGAAAAGGAACUUCAGGAGCUUCAGGGCCCCAAUCAGUCCUGUUACAAGGAGCUGAUCGGCCAGCUUCACCAGGAAGUGACUGAGGAAUACGUCAGGAGGCUGCUGAAAAGAAACGUCAAACUAAAGGACAAGGAUCGGCAGCAGAAGGCCUACGAGACUGUGAUAGACGAUGCAGAGAGUUUACACAACCUGUUUAAGGACAUGGGGUCACAGGACGACUGGUUAAAGGAAAUCCUGACCAAGAUUGCAGAAGUGCUGCGACUCCAGGACAUCCCCGCCAUGCAGAUGCAAAUAGCUGCACUGGGAACUGCUCAUCCUGACCUCAGUGAGGAACACAUCGCAGCUUUGCUCAAACUCAAGAACCUCAAGAACCAAGACAGAGAGAACAUCACAGAAACUGGAUUGGAGACUAUGAAAGAAAUAGGUGUUAAACCUGAUGCCCGGAAUUUUUUCUCCAGAGUUCCUCUGAAAUCAGAGGAUCAAGCAACCUGUUUUUGUUACAAGAUAAAAUCUCUUUGUAAAUUUUAGUUUUGGUGCUUUGAACCCACAAAGGGCAACAGACAUGUUGCUCUAAGAUUGCUUUUUUGUUUUCCAUCGCUUUGGUUUUGAAAACUACUUCACCUGCCAAGAGUGGUGAAGACUCUCUUUGGGGCAGGUGGCCGGCCUCGACCUCGCAUUGCUAAAGAAAAA
Molecule: messenger RNA, 2432 nt
Organism: Mugil cephalus (flathead mullet)
Lineage: Eukaryota; Metazoa; Chordata; Actinopteri; Mugiliformes; Mugilidae
Product: tumor necrosis factor alpha-induced protein 2-like
Exons: 13
Coding region: 123-2270 (715 amino acids)
Biological process (GO): exocytosis; exocyst localization
Cellular component (GO): exocyst
Molecular function (GO): SNARE binding
Source: RefSeq, a predicted model, not a curated record